AUGGCAUCGUCGCCGAACACCAAGUCCACGAGCACGAGCAAGACCGUACGCGGCGAGCACCGGUUCAACAUCGCCAGGUACAGCCUAAAGCCGGUCGGCGUCGUCACCUCCGCCACCUUUGCCGUCGGCGGCUACGACUGGUCCAUCUGCUACUACCCCGAUGACGGGAAGGAGGACGAGGCCUACGUGUCGGUCUUCGUCAGGCUCAUGACCAAGAACGCCAGCGCGCGGGCGCUGUUCGACCUGAGGCUGGUCGACCGCGCCACCGGCCUGCCGCACUCGGUGCGCCGGAGCGGGGCGCCGGUGGUGUUCGACGCAAACAAGGCCAAUAAGCACGAGAGGGGCGCCCGCUCGUUCAUGCCGAGGAGCGAGCUGGCGGCUUCGCCGUACCUCCGCGACGACUGCCUCACCGUCGAGUGCGUCCUCGACGUCGUGCAGGAGCCGUCGCUCACGCAGACCACUGUGUCCUCGGAAAUCGUGGAGCCGCCGCCGUCGGACUUGUGGAAGCACCUCGGCCAGCUGCUGCAGAUGCAGGAGGGGACGGACGUCACCUUCAAGGUGCAAGGGGAAGCGUUCCGCGCGCACAGGGUCGUGCUCGCGACGCGGUCGCCGGUGUUCAAGGCCGAGCUCUCCGGGUCGUCGCUGCCGACGAGCGAGGAUGACACGAGGGAGAUCAUAACCAUCAACGACAUGCGACCUCUAGUGUUCAAGGCCCUGCUGCAUUUCAUCUACACCGACGUGUUGCCCGGCCUGGACGAUCUUGGAGGGCAGGAGUACCAAGAAUUGGUGAGGAAUCUUCUCGAGGCGGCGGAUCGAUACGCCAUGGAGAGGCUGAAGCAAAUAUGCAGACUCAUCCUGCGCAAAGUACUUGAUGCUAAGACCGUGGCAGCUGCGCUAGCUUCAGCUGGUCAGCACCACUGUUGCGGAGCUCCAGGAGACGUUUGUGUUCAGUUCAUGCCCUCGGCUGGAUUGGAAGGAUGA
Messenger RNA from Phragmites australis (common reed), 981 nucleotides. Its product is annotated as BTB/POZ and MATH domain-containing protein 1-like. The coding region runs from base 1 to 981 and encodes 326 amino acids. The transcript has a single exon. Gene Ontology annotation, biological process: protein ubiquitination. Gene Ontology annotation, molecular function: protein binding. Lineage: Eukaryota; Viridiplantae; Streptophyta; Magnoliopsida; Poales; Poaceae. The record is from RefSeq and is a predicted model, not a curated record.